GCCAAGAUAGCGGACCUGGGCGUGGCUCGUAUCGUUCCUCGUGUGAGAGCUGCAGCCAUCAUGACAACGGGACCUGGGGCUUCAGUCUAUAUGCCUCCAGAGGCCACUGCUCCUGCUGCUUCCAACAUUCAAAUGUCGAAAUACGACGCCAGUGUUGAUAUUUUUUCUAUUGGGGUUGUUUCCAUUUUCACAAUCGGUGAAAUCUUUCCCUGUGAUCCUCUUGCUCCAACUUUUGCAGAUGAGAAAAGUGGGGUGGUUGUAGCUCGCACUGAACUACAGCGACGCAGCCAUUACAUGCGAAACGUAAACGAGCAACUCCGUGCCUGUGGCCAGCUCCGUGGGGACCACCCUCUCAUUCGGCUGAUCCAGCAAUGCCUGCAAAAUUUCCCUUCCAAGAGGCCAGGUAUUCGUGAGGUGCUGCGUCUGCUGGAGGAGGCCAGAGCUGGUGUUAGAGAUGAAGGGAGUGAGAGGAACAAACGUGAACUGGUACGAGCUCUUCAGACCCAGCCCAGGAACCAGAAUUUGGAGCGUGUUCUCCGAGACCUGGUGACAGAGAAUGCUCAUCUCCAGUCCCGUGUGCAGGCCAAAGAGAGGGAGUUAGCUACAGCGCAGCAGCAAUUAAGACGUAAUGAAGAACAUUGGCAAGCAACUAAGAGGGAGAUGCAGACACUCAGACAUGAGCUGACAAGAAAAGAGAUAGAGUCGACAAGAAAUAAAGCAGAGCUGACGAGAAAUAAAGCAGAGUUGGCGAGAAAGGAGGCAGAGGAGACUAUCAGGGGAGAGCAGCAGCAGAUUCAGGAGAUGAGACAGAGAGAGACUGAGUUAGUGCAGGCUAAGGACAGGGAGAUGCCUCUGCUUCAACAGCAACUGGGGGAAAAGGAGCAGCAGAUUCAGGAGAUGAGACAGAGAGAGACUGAGUUAGUGCCGGCCAAGGACAGGGAGAUGCCUCUGCUUCAGCAGCAACUGGGG
Geodia barretti is the source of this 969-nucleotide messenger RNA. Lineage: Eukaryota; Metazoa; Porifera; Demospongiae; Tetractinellida; Geodiidae. The record is from the annotation of a GenBank genome assembly.